GGUCCUGGCCUCCGGCGAUGCUACGGAAAUCGUCCUUGCGAACCGGGGCCCCUGCCCCAUUUAGCUUAUACCGAAGUGCGAUCCACGGGCGCGGCGCGUGUCCCCUCGAGAAGCCGGGUGCAUCCAGCGCCUAUAGAUAAACGGAGCCGAAUACAAUCAAUCCACUGCUCGCUCGAGAGAGCGAACCCAAGCCGCGCCUCUGAUUCCUACUUGCUUGCAAUGUCAGAGAAACGGCCCCCGGACCAGGACCAGGACGCGCACGCAUGCGCACCAAGCCUGAGGCCCCCGCUGGCGAACGCGACCCCGGAAUUCAACUCGAGCCGCUACACGCACACGCACACGCAGAUCCUCAGCCCCGAGCUCGCGGCCGCGCUCUCAGCGGGCCCGCAGCUGCGCGCGACGAGCUGGGCGGCGCUGCGGCUGUAUGGGGUGCUGGCGGUCUCCUUCAUGGGCUCGCUCAGUUUCGGAUUCGACAGCAGCGUGGUCAGCUCCGUCAAUGGCCUGAUCCAGUUCACAGAGUACUUUGGGCUGGAAGGCGGGGAUAUCGGCGGGGGACAGGGAAUCAUCACCGCUAUGCUAUACAGCAUCUUCUCGCUGGGGUGCAUCGCUGGAUGUUCCGUCGCCGCGCCCGUCGCUGACCGCUGGGGCCGCCGUAGAGGAAUGGUGAGGAUGCGACACACAGCUGCGGAAUGCUCGAUCGCUGACCCAGCCGCAGCUCGUCGCGAGCCUCAUCAUCCUCAUCGUGCGAAGGUCCCAUCCACAUCAAGUCCAACUGCUGACUACCAGAUGACGGGUAUGCUGCAGGGCGUCGCCGUCGUCACGGCUGCGCAGAGCCGCGCGUACCUCUUCGUCGGCCGUUUCUUCAUCGGGUUCGGGUCGUCGCUGAACAACGCUGCUGCGCCUGCGUAUGUCGCGGAGAUGUCCCCACCCCAGUGGCGCGGCCGUCUUGCUGGAAUAUAUAACACGUUCACGUUCGUUGGAUCCCUAACCUGCUCGGGUCUCGUCAUCGGCACGGGCCGCAUCAGCUCAAGUCUCUCCUGGCGGCUCCCGUUCGCCAUCCAACUCGUCCCGACGCUAAUCCUCCUCGUCGGGGUCUUCUUCAUUCCCGAGGCGAGUAACCCACAUCGUCUUCCCUCCAACCGAUCCAUCUCACCGCCCAGCGCACUGCACCAGUCCCCCCGCUGGCUCAUGUCCGUCGGCCGGCCGGGCGAGGCGCGCAGUGUUCUUGCCAAGUACCACGCCGCAGGGGACUCGGAUGCGCCGCUUGUCGUGCUUGAGUUCCGCGAGCUCGAGCAGUGCAUCGGGCCGGACCGCGCCGGCGCGCACCGUUGGUGGGACUACUCCGGCCUCGUCAAUUCGUGGGGCGCGCGGUACCGGACGCUACUCACGUCGUAUCUGGCGCUUUGCUGCCUGCUGUCUGGCACAGGCAUCUUACGCGCACUCCUCUUGACAGCUACUUCGUCACCGUGGCUUUCGACUUGGCUGGAGGCUCGUCAUUUCUUUUCUGACGACGAUGCGUCGAGGCUGACCCAGGCCGCAGUGGCAACCCAGAACGCCCGGCUCGUGUUUUCCUUCAUCAGCAUCGCCGUCGGCGCGGCUGGCGCGCUGAGCGGGGCGCUCAUCGCCGACCGAGUCGGCCGGCGGACACUCUGGCUGGCAGGCAGCACGGCAUGCACCGUCGUCCUCGUCCUCACCGCAGUCUUCAUCGCGCGCAAAAUCCACGCCGCGGCCGUGUCGUUCCUGGUCCUCUUCAGCUUCGCACUGAACAUGACGUACAUCCCCCUCCAGGGCAUGUACCCCGCCGAGUGCCUCGGCUACGCGCACAGAGCCAAGGGGCUCGCCCUAUUCGCGCUGAUCGAGAGCCUCGCGGCGCUCAUCAACAACUUCGCGGGGUCUGUCGCGUUCCAGCGGAUCGGCUGGCGCUACUUCCUCGUCCCCCUCGCGUUCAAUGCGGUGCAGAUCGUCGUCGUCUGGCUGUUCGCGGUCGAGACCAAGGGCCGCACGUUGGAGGAGCUGGAUUUGAUAUUCCAGGCGCCAGAUCCGGUCGCUGCUUCACUCAACAAGACGCGGCAGGCGUAUUGAACAUCGCCGGCGGAUGGGAUGUGCCUGCAUUAGUCCUUUUAUGUCGAAUUCUCGGCCCUUCAUUAUGCACACGAAUCGUUGAGGCGACCAAACCAUAAGUAAAGUAAUGAAUCCAGUAAACUACGGCACGACUCUUGACUGUCAAUUGCCUGAUUUGCUGCGUUCCGAAACGUCCUCACAAACAGUCUGAUCCUACAAGAUCUCAACAAAAAUCAACCCCCAAGGCGUCUCCGCGAAACGAACUGGUCCUCUGUCUUCUCCCCGCACAACACCAUCUGCCCCGGUCGAAUCGCCGCAUACCGUUUCGGGUCCGCACCGCAAGUGCAGUUCACCGGGGGCUCUAUCGUCCGUUCCGGCAAGAA
Molecule: messenger RNA, 2444 nt
Organism: Mycena citricolor
Lineage: Eukaryota; Fungi; Basidiomycota; Agaricomycetes; Agaricales; Mycenaceae
Source: the annotation of a GenBank genome assembly